GCGCGUCCGCCGCCGCCGGGUCAGUCCGGCAGUCUGUCAGUCAGUCAGUCAGUCACGGAGCGCGCGGCGCAGGAGCUGCGGGCGCUCGCUGCGUCUCCGGGGGGGAAGGAGCGCCGCGUCUGGGGCGGAGGCUGGAGCAGCGCGAGCGGCGGUUGUCCUGCGCGGGGCCGCCGCCGUAGCCGGGGCCGCCGGAGGGCCGAGCGGCAGCCGCGAUGGAGCAGCUAUCAGAUGAAGAAGUUGACCAUGGUGCUGAAGAAGAUAGUGACAAGGAAGAUCAGGACUUGGACAAGAUGUUUGGAGCCUGGCUUGGAGAACUAGAUAAACUCACUCAGAGUUUGGAUUCUGAUAAGCCCGUAGAACCUGUGAAAAGAUCUCCUCUUCGCCAGGAAACAAACAUGGCCAAUUUUUCUUACCGCUUCUCCAUAUAUAACCUGAAUGAAGCUCUCAGUCAGGGAGAGACUGUGGAUCUGGAUGCCCUGAUGGCCGAUCUUUGCUCUAUUGAGCAGGAGCUCAGCAGCAUUGGUUCAGGAAAUAGUAAACGUCAAAUCACAGAAGCAAAAGCUGCUCAGAAAUUACCUGCUGGCCGGCACGCAUCGAAACACGGCACCUUGAAAGGCUUAUCUUCUUCAUCUAAUAGGGUCACUAAGCCUCCUCAAGCUAACUAUUCCCUGGACGACAUCACUGCGCAGCUAGAACAGGCCUCCUUGAGCAUGGAUGAGGCUGCUCAGCAGUCAGUCCUGGAAGACACGAAGCCCGUGGUGACCAGUCAGCACCGGAGAACGGCGUCUGCAGGCACAGUGAGUGACGCCGAAGUGCGCUCUGUGAGUAACUCCUCUCGCUCCAGCAUCACCUCUGCAGCCUCCAGCAUGGACUCUUUGGAUAUUGAUAAAGUGACGCGCCCUCAGGAGCUGGAUUUGACACAUCAGGGGCAGCCAAUUACUGAGGAAGAACAGGCAGCAAAAGUGAAAGCUGAGAAGAUCAGAGUUGCCCUAGAGAAAAUUAAAGAGGCACAAGUGAAAAAGCUGGUGAUUAGAGUCCACAUGUCUGAUGACAGUUCUAAAACAAUGAUGGUGGAUGAGAGACAGACAGUGAGACAGGUGCUGGACAACCUGAUGGACAAGUCCCACUGUGGUUAUAGUUUAGACUGGUCACUGGUGGAAACCGUGUCUGAAUUACAAAUGGAGAGAAUCUUUGAAGACCAUGAAAACCUGGUUGAAAAUCUUCUUAACUGGACAAGAGAUAGCCAAAACAAACUUAUAUUUAUGGAGCGUAUAGAAAAAUACGCCCUUUUCAAAAACCCACAGAAUUAUCUUCUGGGAAAAAAGGAAACUGCUGAGAUGGCAGACAGAAACAAAGAAGUGCUGUUGGAGGAAUGUUUUUGUGGAAGUUCUGUAACUGUACCAGAGAUUGAAGGAGUACUGUGGUUGAAAGAUGAUGGCAAGAAGUCCUGGAAAAAGCGUUAUUUUCUCUUACGAGCAUCUGGUAUCUACUAUGUCCCCAAAGGAAAAGCAAAGGUCUCUCGGGAUCUGGUGUGCUUUCUCCAGUUGGAUCACGUCAAUGUUUAUUAUGGCCAGGACUAUCGGAACAAGUACAAAGCACCUACAGACUACUGUUUGGUGCUGAAGCACCCACAGAUCCAGAAGAAAUCUCAGUAUAUCAAAUACCUUUGCUGUGACGAUGUGAGGACACUGCAUCAGUGGGUCAAUGGAAUUCGCAUUGCCAAGUAUGGGAAGCAGCUCUACGUGAACUAUCAAGAAGCCUUGAAGAGGACAGAGUCUGCUUAUGACUGGACUUCCUUAUCCAGCUCUAGCAUCAAAUCAGGAUCCAGUUCCUCCAGCAUUCCAGAGUCUCAGUCGAAUCACUCUAAUCAGUCUGAUAGUGGCGUCUCGGACACCCAGCCCGCAGGACACGUCCGUUCCCAGAGCGCCGUGAGCUCCAUCUUCUCUGAAGCCUGGAAGCGAGGCACUCAGCUGGAAGAGUCCAGCAAGGCCAGAAUGGAGUCUGUGAAUCGGCCCUACACGUCACUUAUGCCCCCUUCGUCCCCACAACCCAAGAUGGUGACCCCCUACACGGCUUCUCAGCCUUCGCCCCCUCUGCCGCCGCCCCCACCGCCGCCGCCACCCCCGCCGCCUCCGCCACCCCCGCCGCCUCCCCCGCUCCCCAGCCAGUCUGCGUCGUCUUCAGGCUCGGCCGCCACCAUGUUUGUCAAGUACAGCACCAUCACGAGGCUGCAGAACGCGGCUCAGCAUUCGGGGCCCCUGUUCAAGCCUCCGCCCCCGGCCUCGCAGUCGGCUAAGCCUCAGGUCCUGGUGCCCCCCAGCGGCGUUGUCCCCCCACCGCCUCCCCCUCCGCCACCCCCAACCCCCGGCUCGGCCAUGGCCCAGCUCAAGCCGGCCCCCUGCACCCCAUCCCUCCCGCAGUUCAGCCCCCCACCGCCUCCACUGAAGAUCCAUCAGGUCCAACAGGUUACUCAGGCAGCUCCUCCCACGCCCCCACCGGCUCCCGCCGCCGUGCCCGCGACCCUCCCUCCUCAAGCACCCCCCAAGCCCCAGGUGACCAUCCCGCCACCGACCAGCGCCAAGACCAGCGCGCCGCCCGCCGCCACCCAGGCCGCGCCGCCUACACCCACCCCACCGGUGCCCCCGGCCAAAAAGCAGCCAGCUUUCCCCGCGCUUCACGGCCCGCCCGCCCCUCCGGGCCCCGUGCCCCCUCCCACGCUACCCAAGCAGCAGAGCUUCUGUGUGAAGCCCCCUCCGUCUCCGCUGUCGCCCGCGCCCUCGGUGGUGAAGCAGCUGGCCAGCCAGUUCCCCCCGCCCCCGGGGGACCCCCAGCCCGCGAAGCCCGCGGCCCCACAGUCCCCCCCUGCAGUGAAAGCAAAGCCUAAGUGGCAGCCGAGCUCCGCCCCGGCCCCUUCUCCCGACUUCCCGCCUCCCCCGCCGGAAAGCAGCCUGGUGUUCCCGCCGCCGCCGCCGCCGCCCCCACCGGCCCCGGCCCCGCCGCCCCCGCCGCCGCCCCCCCCACCUGGGCCGCCCACAGCUGCUCCCGCCCCGGACCGAAGCGGAUCUCCCGGCAAGAAGAGCAGCAAGACCUCCAGCCCCGGGGGGAAGAAGCCGCCCCCGACCCCCCAGCGCAACUCCAGCAUUAAGUCCGCCGCAGGCGCGGAGCCGCCCGAGCCCAAGCGGCCCUCGGUGGACAGUCUGGUCAGCAAGUUCGCCUUGGCCGCGGAGCCGGGCCCUCCGGCAGCACCCCCGAAACCGGGGAAGCUCAACCUCUCCGGGGUGCACCUUCCCGGGGCGCUGCAGCAGGGCGGCGCGCCCGCCAGAGCCCCGGCCCUGGGCGCACGCAAAGACUCGGCCGCGGAGUUCCCGUCCCCGCCCUCGGACUCCGACUUCCCGCCGCCUCCCCCCGAAACCGAGCUGCCUCUGCCCCCGAUAGAGAUCCCCGCGGUGUUCUCGGGGAGCACCUCGCCCAAAGUGGCCGUCGUCAACCCGCAGCCGCAGCCGCAGCCGUGGGCCAAGUCGUCGGCCAAGCGGGCCCCUCCGCCCACGCGGCCCAGGCGGAACGACAGCACGCGCCUCACGCAGGCCGAGGGCGCCGAGCCGCCCCCGACGGCCGCGGUCUUGCCCCAAGUGCCCACCUCGCCCAAGGCCAGCCUUAGCGUGCAGCCCGCCUUCCUGGCCGACCUCAACAGGACCCUGCAGAGGAAGUCCGUCACCCGGCACGGCUCACUGUCGUCCUCCCGCGCGUCCCGAGCAGAACCCACGGCCACCAUGGAUGACAUGGCCUUGCCCCCGCCGCCCCCCGAGCUGCUGACUGAUCCACAGAAGGCUGGCUACGGAGGCAGCCACAUAUCGGGCUACGCGACCCUGCGGAGGGGACCCCCUCCCGCGCCCCCCAAGAGAGACCAGAGCACCAAGCUCUCGAGAGACUGGUAGCCACCGUGGGACUCUUGUCCGUGGUAGCUGUAGUCAGUUCUACAAUCAGCUCAGCUGCGUGCCUGUGGACUCAGGUGCGCAGAGGCUCCGGGUGUGAUGUUAUUCAGGUAGUGUCCAGCUGUGCAUGUGUGCGCGUACACACACAUGGCUAGAAAUAGAUUGUGUGUAUGUAUGUAUGUAUACAUAUGUGUAUAUAGCGCGCGCUGAGAGAGAGUCUAUUUAUUUCUUUUUCUCUCCUGGUCUGAAAAGUGAGUUUCGUGUAUUUUGGUUUGAAGAGGCAUGGAAAGGGGCUCUGUGUGCUGUCCUAUAUGAUUUUUUUGAUCUGUCAUACGGAUUGGACCAAAAGCUAGCUGACAUAGAAGGUGUUUUGUAAGCGUGUGUCCGAGCGCGGCCUCUCUGCAUGUUGUGUAUUACAUAACCGAGGAGUAGGUGUGCAGUGUGCUGUUCCUCACUCUGAGAGGCCACCAGGUGGCUGGCGGAGCUGCAGGGCUGCCACACGUGUGUCCCCCAUCGCCGGAGGUUAGAAUGCUGUGGCUGACACUUCGUUACUGAACAUGAAGGGCACUUUAACACACAAGAACCUCUCAGCUUCCCAGAACAGUGCACAGAGCAGGAGGGAAGUUUUCAGGGUGCAUGUGGUUGUGCACACAAGCAAACCCAUGGUGUAACUCAGCUGUUGCAGGUGCACGGGUCCUUUCUCGGGAGGGGCUUUGGCCUGCAGCACGUGGGUGGUGUAGCCCUGCAGCCCUGCUUGGUUCCUUUCCAGCAGCGCUUUAUGAAGCUUCACCAGCGUCAACAGCUCCAUGUCGCGGUCCUUGUUCUGAUUCACUGUGAGAUUGUGCAACACAGUAGCCCCAGUAUGCUGUGUCCCAGCGCGUCCUUGGGUCACCGGUGCACACCUUAGCUGGCUGCUGCUGUUGGGUAUCCGUAGACUGUGCCCAGCGUGACACAGUCAGGACAAACAAAAUCACCUUCUGAAAUGCCAGCCUUUGUGUGUACCGCUCUCUGAGAGGGGAAGGGUGGUAAGACAAAUGAGUACAAAAUGGGCUCUGGACAGAAGUCGCAUCAGGGUGGUCGUGGGCGGUAGCAUGUCGUACAAGGAAGGGUUAAGUGCGGCCUAUCAGGGAGAGAACAGUUUGACAAGUUGGUCCGCAGCCACUAGAGCUCCUGGGACCUUUGCCGGUUGCAGCCUGGUUUUACUUGUCUAGGUUCCCAGGUGUUGUGACGGAGCGCAGACGCACGUGCGGGGCGCAGGGCCGGAAGCAGCGCACCAGCGGCACACGAGACUGUGCUUCACCCGGUGCCGCCGGGCUUUUUUCCCUAUGAAUUUUCCUCGGUACAUGAGGGGAGAGUGUACUGCCUUGCCAAUUUACCAUGAUAAACUGAUGAAUAAAACGCAAUCUUAGCGCUGCUCUUCAACAAGGUUAAAAACGGCCACGCUGCAACUGGAAAUGAGCACGUCUUGUCCUGAGCACCUGCGCCUGUUGUGAGUAAGGAUUGGGGGGGUGGGGGAUGCCGGCGAAGCGGGGCAGAUGGCAGAGGGCGAGCAGGCGGGAGUGGUGCCGUGUGCACAGGGAGUGAGGGCUGGCGCCUCGGCUGCUGGCCGCCCAGGGCACUGGCGAGAGAUGGCUGUGGCUGUGAAGCGGGAAGGGCAGCCCUGCUUCUGGAAGGUACUGGCCGUUUCAGAGUGGCCGCAGAGUUCUGUGUGCCCGACAGCCCCGGGAAGUGGCCGCGGACUGCCUGCCCCGGUCAUUUCUCCACGCACAGCAGUUUGGGUAACCUUUGCGUUCAGAUUGCCAAGCUCCUCUGUGGCAAUUUCCUACUAUUCUGCCUUCAUAAUUCUGAGGAGCACCGGUGUCGUGGGGUAGGAGCUGACGACAGUGCGAGUCCUCUUCUCGAAAUAGCCAUCUCUUGAGUUUCGAGUCGAGUGUUUUGUUGUGGGGCUUAAUUUUUUUUAAUACGGAAGUGACAAGUUUUCCUUGAAGGAAAAAAAAAAUUGUGUGCCCCUGACCUUGCACUGGUGAUCUGAGCGUCUGUUCUAGUGUGGGAUUUCCUGUCUGCCAGUCCCGACAGCCGCUCUGCACCGGGGCUUGUGGUGUGGCUUCCUGGGACAGCUGGCGGCCUUCUGAGCAUCAGUGACGCCACACGGAUCGCGGGGCAGGAGCGAUGUCACUCACGGCCAGUGGCUUGGCCGGCAGCAGCUGUUUCCCCUUACAUUUCUCCAAAGAGCUGUUGAAUUUUUACUAAAUGUGAAACUGAACCAAAAAAAAAAAUAUGUUAGAUUAUGCUCCUAGUGUGUAACUUCCUAGUGGUUUUUCUUUAAUUUGGAUGUUUGUUGGGAUGUGGUUUUUUUUGGUUGGUUGGUUUUUUUAAAAAAACAUUGAUUUAUUUGAAAGGCAGACAGAGAUCUUCACCCACUGGUUUACUCCCCAAAUGCUGGGCCAGGCUGAAGCCAGAGCCAGGUACUCUCUCUGGGUCUCGCCGCCUGGUGGCAGGGACCAGCUAUGUGGACCAUCAUCCACUGCCCUCCCAGGUGCAUUAGUAGGAAGCUGGAUUCGAAGAGCAGCCGGGACCCAAAGCAGCACUCAGGUGUGGGAUGCCAGCUCUCCAGUGGUGGUGAGCCUGGUGGGAGGCAGUUCAGUGAGAGCCCUGUGUUCGGUAGCGCUCUUCGCCUGUGGGAGCGCCCGCUGCCACGGGAGCCUGGUGCUAAGCCUCUUUCACUGCCACUCUGCUGGGCUUCUUCAGGCCCAAGGAGAUGGGGACAGGGGACAAGGCCAUACUGACCAAGUGCAGUGACACCCAUCAUUUUUACUAUAAAUAAUUUGAAAAUUGACCCAUUCUAUGCUUAAAAGUCUUGGCAUCAGCUCUGAAGGGCAGCAGUACCUGUUGGUUAGUAGAACAGCUUACUUCAGGUUCAUGGUGCUAACGUAAUUAUUAGACUAUUCCAUAUUCAUUGUAGAACCAACUGGGCUACUCAAGCAAAUUUAAAUACAUUUUUUCCCUUAGUGAUAAUUCUCACUUGGGCAAAACUUGAAGUUUAUACAAAUAACCACUUAACUGUACAUCAGGCUUUCAAACAUUUCUGGAACUGUUGACAGUGAGGAAGACUGCCUUAGGGAAUGAGUGCAGCCUGCACCGCCGUGCUCCACACGCCUCGGCCUCCGGGUGCUCCGCCCACUGGGCGUCCGCUUCUCCCUAGAAACAGCGCUGAGCGGAUCCAACACAGCGGGUACAGCGAUUCUGACAGUGCUGGCUGUUAGGAGGAAGGUUAGCAGGCCUGUGUGUUCGGUAAGUGUCGGACGCCGGCGUUCUGGAGAACACACACUGCCGGUAAGCCUCGGUCCAGGGGGUACGGUUCGGAGUUAGUCUGCACAGGAUUCCAGCUAGCGGUGUGGACGGGUUUGAUCUGACUGCCACCUUGCUCCUCAGCUAAAAGCAAUUUUGUAUUACAAACACAAGGUAAUUCCAAAACAAGAAACCCAUUGCGAUUUUAAUAUGUCACCAAACUUUCACAUCAACGCAGCUAACAAAUGUGUAGCUGGCGUAAUCAGACUUUACUCCAGGCGAGGCCAGGUGAGCCCCAGUGGCCUUGGAUGACUGUGACUGUGGUGACUGCUUGCAGUAACGCGGGCCACACUCUUAAUGAGAAGAUGAGUAUCUCUUUAAAACAAAACUCCCUUAGACUGCAGGUGGUUUUUGGCACUUUUUGUUUUGUACACUUUGCAUUAGUUGUGUAAAUGAAGCAGGGUAUCCCUGUCCCUGGAGGAUGUGUGACCUCUCACAGAGACUGGAUCCAAAGAGAACUGCAGGUAGAACAAAAUUAAACAUCCCACUGUCUUCUGAGAUGUUCACUUUGAAAUCCAGUGAGAACAUUUCUACACCUUUCCCAGACUAUCCUGCAAAUAAAAAGUGCUCCGUUCUUAUUGUGCCCUUGUCUGUGUGUACAAGAAACCUGAAAUCUAGCUGCACAAUCAAUUCCAAGCAAAGAUCAGCAAAACAUACUUGGUAACAUUAGGAGAAAAACAAAACCUCUAAUUGGUUUGCUCUUGUAAACCAUUUACAAGAGAAAACCCUUGCUGUAAUCCCCAGUGCCUUGAACUCUCGGAGGAAUAGCAUCACACACACACGCACACACACACACGCGCACACACUCUGAGGUGCUUACUGAAGCAAAGGCAGAUGAGGGUCCUGAUAGGAAUGGAAGGAGUGCCGGUCUUACAGGAGAUGGCUUCAUCACUGAAAUGAGGUCUGGCUCUUUUCUACCAAAGACGCUGGGAGAAGGGCCUCGGGGGCAGAGCGCCCGAGGAGGGGCUGUGUUGACAACAGGCGGCUUCCAGUCGCAGGCUCCCGGCUACUGAAGCCUCAGCCUCUUCCUAGGCAGUAGAACAUGUCUGCAGCACUUAGGGGACAACGAAAUGAAACAAACCUACUUUCUGGAACCGUCCCUUGUUCGUUAAGUUUAUUGUAACCUGAUACCAAAAACUGCCAUUUGUCAUGACUGUCCACCUCCGGAAUUUUUUUUCUUCUUGUAAAUAAUCCUUCUAGAAAAUAAGCAUUAACUGGAAUGUUUCAAAUGAAUUUACUUAAGUUCUAUUAUGAGUCACUAGUGACUUACAGAGAUGUACAUUUAAGGUAAAAUACCAUUAGCUUGUGCUCAGUGUUGUAAAAACGUUGUUUACUGUUUUAAAGGAAAGUUGCACAUAAGUGGGGUUGCCCCUGCCUCCGUUCUUGCCCUACUUCUUUAAAAAAUGGAGUCAAAGCUUACACUGACUUCCAGCUUUGCCAUAGAUAGAUACAGUGUAGAAAUAUACUUUUCUAAAGCAUGAAAAAGACAACCUGAACUGUUACACAGAGGACAUUAUUCAAAGGAUUAUGCACAGCUCAGUGAAGAGGGUCAAUUUUUUCUCAGCUUUGUUGUUUUCCUCUGCAUCAAUGUAUGCUCUCAUUUCAUUAUGUGCCUUGCUCCCUGAUUGUGCAAAGCUGGAGAGAGAGAGAGAGAGAUAUGAGAGAUUCAGUACUACUGAUCACGUUCUGCUGGAUGAAGUUAUUUUCCAAGUGAACUCUUGCCAGUUACUGUCAGUAAACUAUUGUAAUGGCUUAGGACAGUGGUUGUACAGUCAGCUAAAUUGGUUUUUCAGUUACAUGUUUGCAUUUUGUCACCUUACCUGGUCACUGAUGAUAAUAAACCAACACCAACCAACCAUAGAUUCUCAUCCAGAUGGUGUGUGUGAAUUGGCACCAUUAAGAACCUGGUUUUGCUUCAUGUUGGGGGUACCCAAAAUUAAGUUGUACAAUAAGAACAAACUAAGUGUGAAGGUGGAUAAACUAGUUUGAUGUGUUCAACUUGUUAACUUUUAAGGAUAGUCUAGUUUAUACCAACAAACUGGGGAGCUUGGGCCAUUAAAUAUAUUAGCAAUUAAGAAGUACUAGCUUAAAAUUUUCUUUAAAUAAAGUACAACUAGUAAAAAGUAGUACAAAAAAGGGAUGUUUUGUUUCAGCGUUCUGGAGUCACGGUAUGUGUUGGGCUGCCAACUUCAACGUAUGUGUCUGUGUGUGCUCCACUCUGUCUACAAACCAUGUUACCAUUUCCCCAAAAUGGAAAACAUCACUGUCACUCACCAGCUGCCAGUCCUGUCUGGUUUUGAAAACUACACCUGCACUUUGGCCUCAGAGGAAAAGGGUCAGUGCAGUAAACACGGACUGAAAAGAGGAUGGAAUUAGGGCUUAGACCCCCUCCACAAAUCCACAAAGCAUUUUGGCCAAAUGUGUAAUUCCAACAUAACCCAAAAAGAGCCAAGUAAGGCUCACAGAAGACUGGCUAUUGAACUUAGCUGUUCCCUUGCCUGAGACUCCUCCUAGUCGCGCUUUCUAAGAUGUAAAUGGCAUUAUCCAGGUAUUCCAUAGGAUUCUGUCACCUGAGGACAUCCAAGGAUAAAGGUGCAGAGGGCAGGGGAGGGGGGACUGAAACAUUCUUGGGGUUCACGGGAGCAUGGCUUUGGGUCCAGAGUUACUCAGACAUAACAUCAGAAAAUUCUGAGCCAACAACAGAACAGUCUUGCUAGUUUUCUUUUAGUCACAACUUGGACCAUCUGCAGUACUUUUGUCACUCCCAUUUUCAGUGUUAGAAAAACACUGACAUUGAGAAUUUAGAUGUAGUUGGGGGGAAGUGGGAAGAAAGCAGUUCAUAAUCAGGGCAACUGCAGGAGAGGAAACUUGACACAUUAUCCUUAUUGCAAGCUCAACAUUUUCAUGGUAUCCCAAACCACCUAGAAUGGUUACUUACGAUAAAUAAUUUCAUAAGACAACUGAAUAUACUUUGUGGGAUUUUUAUUUAGGUCAAGUUCUUAGUACACAGCAAUAACCCCAAAUACAAUUAAAAAAUUAAAAAGUGAAUGUUCCCCCGCUCAUCUGGAGGUGGUUUAAUGGCACACACAAGAAACAGUACUGGCAACUGCUCCCUCAAGUUUUCCUGAAUGAAUGGAUUUUGCUCAAUACCAGCUCUCCCUCUGGGAGCUAAAAAGCACAACUGGCCAGAUCACAAUUGUUGACAUUCUUUUUUGUAAACCAUUUUCUUAAGAAAAAAGGUACAUGGACAGAAGUAUGAUUAAAAACUGCUUUUCCAUAGAUUUCUGAAGUUGCAAAAGAGGUUUCAUUUUAAUGUGAAAAUAAGUUUUUUUUUUUUUU
Lepus europaeus (European hare) is the source of this 10619-nucleotide messenger RNA. It is a transcript of the gene RAPH1, whose product is annotated as Ras association (RalGDS/AF-6) and pleckstrin homology domains 1. Gene Ontology annotation, cellular component: plasma membrane; cytosol. The coding region runs from base 213 to 3935 and encodes 1240 amino acids. Gene Ontology annotation, biological process: signal transduction. The record is from RefSeq and is a predicted model, not a curated record. NCBI's taxonomy places the organism in Eukaryota, Metazoa, Chordata, Mammalia, Lagomorpha, Leporidae. The transcript is spliced from 14 exons.